CGGACGCGUUCAACAUUUUCACUCCUCUUCACCCCGAGCUCGAGUUUUUAGGCCUCUCCUCUCGGUUUGCGUUGGUGGUGCCUGCGCUUGCUUCGCAUCCAAUGACUGUGCUUAAGGUCGCAUCACUUCGACGAUUCAUGUUGUUUCUAGCUUCUCAGCAGGUGUUGGUGACGAAGAAUUGAUGAGGUUGUCGGAGUACGCCACUGCGGAGGGAUUGCUCUUAGUUCGUUUCGGCGCUUCAUGAGUUUAGGAGAAGGUGUAAUGGAAAUUGGCGUUGGAUCUUCGUAGCUGCUGUAGUGGAAUUUAUAUCGUUCACGUUGUUCGUCGCUUAUGGUGAGGUGUUGGAAGCCGGCGGAACUGGCGGACUUGAUCUGCCAGCGUUUUGCAAUUGAGGACAUUAAUUCUGCCAUUCGUGUUAAUGAGGAUGCUCCUUGGGAAGUAAAUCGAGUUGUGCGGUUUUGUGUAUGUUGUACGAUUGGAUUGGAAUUGAAUUGAUGCAAAAUUGGCGUUCAAGGUUCCUGAUGGCGGAUUUUUAUUUGCUCGGAAGUGCGUUAUGGCUAUGAAGCAUUUUGCAGCAAGAUUGAAAGGGAGGCAACAUUUCAGCUCAAGAGCAGGAGCGGUGCUGCCUCCCGGAGCCGCGGCUAGUGAGUCUGAGCCGUGAACGGCACGCGCUGUUACGAUUUCAGUAGACGUACACUGUUGUAUCAUUUCCACGCCACUGAAGACUUCUUCUUAGAGCUUCGAUGUGAUUUCUAAGACCUUCAUCCACCUAGGGAGCGCAACACUUCUGCUGCUUUCGCGCUGUUAUCCAUUAGAUCAAUUCUUUUGCGGGUCUCUUUAUCAAGCUUCAGGGUAUAGACUCCACUUCACGAGCAUUAUCAACAUGGUUGUUCAAGAUCAGGACGGUGUGCUGUUUGGAUGCUCAAUCUUCGUUUCCACUUGGUUUCGCGCAGUACGUGCAAUGGAAGUAUCCAAGCUUUGGAAUUCAAAGCCUGGCUGUUGAGCAGGUUAGCCUUAGGUUAGACAAUGGAAAGAAGCUGACACAGCUGCCGAAGUUUUAGUAUGCAUUUCAGAUGUGUUUUUAACUCAACUAACGUAUACGAGUAAAUAGGGCUUUCGAGGUGAUUUAUGAGGUUCGAUGUCUCGUCUGAAGAAGGCUUGAUGCCGGGAAGGCGGGGAAGAAAGAAAGCGUUUAGAUGCAGGACCUGUUGGAGGUAUCAAUUCCGGCUGUGGUCUUCAUCCCCUUGUUCGUAGUCUGCGUCACACUCUGGCGCUGGUAUCAGUGGAAUGUCCAGUCAGGCGAAAUCCGGAGGGUCGAAUUCAUCAAAUUCCAACUCUUAGCUAGAGAUGAAAAGGAGAGAGCUGAAAAAGCGUACGAGGAUUACAAUCGACAGCAGGGGUACAUUCGUCGGAGACAGGAUGCUCAACAGAGGCCAGUUGAUUACAGAGUCGAUUAUCGGAGCCAGCCAGCUGCAGGAAAUGAUUACCCCAGGCGUGUACAGUUUCAGCAGGAUCAUGUAUAUGGUGCUGGUGUACGGUAUCCUAGGAGACAAGACGAAGAAGAAGUUCGACGGAGAAAGUGGGCUGAAGAAAGGAGAGGAGUUGGAGUGGAUGAGUUUCGAAUUAAACAAGCCGAAGAGUAUUAUCGAACAAAGCAGGCUGAGUUGGAGGUCCUCCGGAGAAAGCAAGCCGAAGCCGAGGAGGAAGAACGUAGGCAAAGGACAAAAGCUGAUACCGAUAUCAGACUGAGACUUGCAGAAGAGGCUGACAGAAAGAGAUUUGAAGCUGAGGUAGAAAGAAAGCGGCUUGCAGAGGACGAGGAAAGAAAGAGAUUUGAAGCUGAAGUAGAGAGAAAGAGACUUGCAGAGGACGCGGAAAGGAAGAGAAUUGAAGCUGAGGUAGAGAGAAAUAGACUUGCGGAAGAUGCGGAAAGAAAGAGAAUUGAAGCUGAGGAAGAGGAAAAGAAGAGAUGGGCGGAGAUAGAUGAAAUCAGCAGGAAAGCUGUGCUAGAAGCUCAAGCCAAAGCAUUGGGCGAGGAAAGAGAGCAUAUGCGAAUGGAAGCAGAGGAAAUUAGUCAUAAAAGGACCCAAGGCCUUAUUUGCAGUGUUUGUUCCAAACGAACGAAACAAAGAUGUUCUAGAUGCAAAGACGUACUUUACUGCUCUCGAGAAUGCCAAGUGAAGCACUGGAAUGACGGUCAUAGGGAAGACUGUAUCGGACUUGAUUCGAGUAGCAGCCCUGAAAGCUCAAAUGGAGAUUUUCGGAAUUUUUCUGACGUGCUCACACCAAGGAGCUCAAGAAGUGAUACGAGUGUUGAUGAAUCUGUAGCACCAUCACUUUCGCCUGCUCUUUCUCCUGCACCCACACUUGGUAUUUCUACGGUUUCAGAUUCUGCCCCAGUUUCUCCUCAAAUGGGUCCGUUGCUGAAGACGUUCUCAACUGUGUCAGAAGAUGGACGCCGCAUGAAGCCUAAGAAGAUAUUAUUUCCUUAUGACGACUUUGUAGUGCUGUUCGACGCGAAUAUUGAAUUUCUUCCUUGUGGUCUGCUGAAUUGUGGAAACAGCUGCUUCGUUAAUGCCGUUUUACAAUGUUUCACAUAUACGCAGCCUUUGGUUGCCUACCUGCUUUCUGGAGAUCAUGGUAGAAAAUGCAAGAAAACGGAUUGGUGUUUUAUAUGUGCUCUGCAAGAACAUGCUGUUAAAGUGAAGCAGCGCAUACCGUUUUCCCCAUCUGGAAUACUUUCACAUCUUAGGAGUAUUGCUAGAGGUCUUAAUUACGGCAACCAAGAAGACGCUCAUGAGUUUAUGAGCUCUGCGAUUCACCUGAUGCAAUCUAUCUGCCUUGAUGAAGCUGGUGGAGAGAAGGGUGUAGAUUCUUGUACUCAGCAGACUACCUUUACCCACCAUAUAUUUGGUGGGCUUUUGCAAUCACAGGUAAAGUGCAAUCAGUGCCAUCUUCAAUCUAAUAGGUACGAAGUCAUGAUGGAUCUUGCCGUGGAGAUCCCGGGAAAUGUCAGAUCACUUGAAGACGCUCUUGGAGUAUUUACAGCUCCUGAGAUAUUAGAUGGCGAGAACAAGUACAAGUGUAACCGUUGUGAUGCAUAUGUGGACGCCUACAAGCAAUUAACUGUGCAUGAAGCCCCUAACAUCCUCGUUGUUACCCUUAAGCGAUUCAAGGGUGGUAGAUAUGGGAAGUUGACGAACUACGUCGCAUUUCCUGAAGUUCUGGACAUGGGCCCGUAUAUGAGUGGGAAUAGAGGCCUCACUCCUGUCUACAAUCUUUAUGCUGUUGUUGUCCAUGCGAGUGUAUCGAACGCUGCACAUAAUGGGCAUUACUUCUGCCUAGUGAAGAAUCCCAAUGGAUAUUGGUAUCGAGCUGAUGAUGCCAAGGUGACGGAAGUUGGUGUAGACUGGGUAACGUCUCAGGAAGCUUACAUACUUCUUUACAAGAGGUCGAGAUCACGGUCCGUGGAUUUUGAGGAUGAUACUCUUGAUCAAUUGAGUUUCGUUGCACAGGAUGAGUACGUGCGUACUGUGUUAGCAUCGCAUCCUCAACCUCAGUACAUGUCCGUGCGUAUGCCUUCUUGGGCCUCCCCUAUUACGGAUCCUUUUGAUACUCCCUACCAUUAUAGGUGGUAUUAGAUUUCUGUCUCUCGUAGGGAAACAUUCUAUUUUGACCGCAUUGUAUCUACAUCUAACCAUGGAAGCUCACUAGCGACCUUAAAUAACAUGAGAAAGCUGGAACUUCAUAGACUGUAGAUGAUGACUGAUAAUCAUUAACAAAACAGGUUUGAGUUUAUUGGAAAAUC
This is a messenger RNA of Physcomitrium patens, 3808 nucleotides long. Lineage: Eukaryota; Viridiplantae; Streptophyta; Bryopsida; Funariales; Funariaceae. The record is from RefSeq and is a predicted model, not a curated record.